AUGUCCGACGCCAUGGAACGUAUGAAGAAGAAGAGAAGAGCAGUCCGUUCUUCAGUAUCAAAGUUACUGGCUCGUAUGGAAGAGGAAACAAACAAAGGGGAAAACGAAAGGGACUAUGACUCGCUGCGUGAAAUGCUGUCAUUAUUAACGAUCAAGGAGGGACAAUUAACGGAACAGGACAGAGGCAUUGAAGAGAAAACUGUGACGGAGGAAUUAGACUCUGAAUUAGAGUCCUCACAGGAAUAUCAGGAUCGCAUUAUUUCAUGGAAAACACGAGCAAGCAUACUGAUCCAGAGAAGCCCUGGUGCCCGGGAGGAGUACGUGAGUAGGCGCACUAGUGCGGGAAGUGCAGGCUCUGAUAACUCCUUGGCGAGACAAACUGUUAAACUGCCCAGGUUAGUGAUUGAAAGGUUUAAUGGAGAAAUAAGCCAGUGGCAAGAAUUCUGGAGUCAAUAUGACACUGCUAUCCACUCCAAUGAUGCGCUGUGUAAGAAGGAAAAGUUCACUUAUCUGAAAUCCUACCUAAGUGGAGCAGCAGCAAAAGCGGUAGCAGGGCUCACAUUGACCGACAGUAAUUACGACAAUGCAAUUGACUUGCUCAAGAACAGAUUUGGAAGAAAGGACAUUGUGGUCAGUGCACACAUGUCAAAACUGCUAACCCUGACACCUGUGAAAAGAUCCUCAGAUAUAGUAGCACUGAGAUUUCUCUAUGAUGAAUGUGAAAUACAGAUUCGCAGCCUAGAGUCCCUAGGUGUUCACAGUGACACAUAUGGCGCCCUGCUAUGCCCUGUAUUAUUGCAGUUGAUACCAGAUGACUUGGCAUUAGGCUACACACGCACGUUGGACACUGAUGGUGAAUGGAAGGUGCCUGAGCUAAUUAAAUUCCUGCAAAAUGAAGUGCAAAGUAGAGAGAGAGCACUACAACUGACCAGGUCAGGCAGCUCCCAAAAGGACCAUUCCCAAAGUCACAGACUGUUCACAAAACAAGUGCCAUCCAAUGAGAAUAAAUUCAAAACUGUGCCCUCAGCAGCUGCAUUGCACACAGCCAGUAAUGCCCCUCAGACCUGUGUGUAUUGUGACAGUCCCAGUCAUAAGCCAGAAAACUGCUCAGACACCACAGUGACUGCUCGAAAGGAAAAACUGAAAAAAAUGGGAAGAUGCUAUGUGUGCCUAGGCCCCAAACAUAUAGCCAAAUACUGUAAAGUCAAAGGUGUCUCAUGUGCCUUGUGUGGUCGCAGACACCACCAGUCAGUCUGUGAUCAAGAAGUGCAGCCAGGCGCUGCUAACAGCAACAGUACAGAUGCUGUGGUUUCUUCCGUGUCUAGCACAAUGAAACCAAAAUCUAAUGAACCCAACACAGUGCUGCUUCAGACAGUUAAGGCCAGGACAGAGGGCCCAGCAGGUAGAAAAAUAGUGCGUUGCCUAUUAGAUGGAGGCAGUCAAAGAAGCUUUAUACAUGAGAACCUGGUGAAGACACUGAAACUGCCAGUAUUAAAGCAAGAGACAUUGAACCUCCACACCUUUGGAUCUGCUGGUCCCAUGGCAACAAAGCGCAACAUUGUCAAGGUAGUGCUGGAGAAUGUGUGGAAUACACAGCAAAGAAUUGAAAUUGCAGCAGUUGAGACCCCUCAAGUGUGCACUGCUGUUAUGAAAGUGCCUGGAGAGCACAUCAGAGGAGAAUUCAAGAGGAGAGGUCUGCAGCUGGCAGAUUUCCAGUUAGAUGGUGCUGAGGACCCCGAGCUGUUGGUCUUAAUUGGAGCUGACUUUUACUGGAAAGUGAUGACUGGCAAGGUGGAAAGGCUAACAGAGUCACUUGUGGGCUUAGAAAGCACCUUUGGAUGGACUGUACAAGGGCCAGUCCCAAUGUCUAGUGUAACAGACACAACCUGCAUGCACAUCAGUCUAGAUGAGGACACUCAGAUCUCAAAACAGUUGCAUGCCUUUUGGGAAAUAGAAACACUGGGCAUUGUAAAUGACAAAGCUGAAAACCCAGAUGAUACGGAGGCUCUUCAGAGCUUUGAGCAGACAGUGACAUUCAAUGAUGGUCGCUACCAAGUUGAAUUACCAUGGCGACUGGACAGCCCACCUCUACCAGACAACUUCAGAGUUGCAAGGAAAAGAUUUGAGAGCCUGAAGAGGAAACUGGUUGCUGAUGCCACUCUGUACACAAGGUACAACAAUGUGAUGGAGGAUUACCUACAGCAGGGAAUUUGUGAGGAUGUCUCAGAGAAUGACUCAGCAGCAGAGUCAACAGAAACUGUGAAAUAUUACCUACCUCAUCAUGCUGUACUCCGGGAGGAGAAAGCGACGACCAAGCUGAGAGUCGUGUUUGAUGCCUCAUCACAUGAGGCUGGAAGCCCCUCACUAAAUGACUGUCUGUUAACUGGGCCAAACCUAAACCCUGAUCUGUUAGAUGUGCUUAUCAAAUUCCGACUGCACAAGAUAGCUUUCACUGCAGACAUCACCAAGGCUUUCUUGCAGAUAGCUCUAGCAGACAAAGACAAGGAUUCAGUCAGGUUCUUGUGGCUGCAUGGACCCCCCACUAAGGACUGUGACAAUGAGCUGCGCAUCAUGAGAAUGAGUAGAGUGGUAUUUGGAGUUUCACCAAGCCCCUUCCUCCUAGUUGCAACCAUUAGGAAGCACAUCCAACAGUAUGAUGCAGCCCAACCAAAGGCAGUAAAGGCACUUAGAGAGUCUUUAUAUGUAGAUGAUCUGAUUUCAAGCUCAUGUGACGUGGAGGAGGCCUAUUCAGUCACAACAGGAGCUAAGAACAUUCUGUCUGCUGCUGGAAUGAACUUGUGUAAAUGGGCCACAAACUCACCAGAUCUCAAGUCAAAAUGGACAGCGAAUGGAUUCGAACAAGCUACAGAACCUGUCACUUGUGGGAAUGUACUGAAAGUGCUAGGUCUAGUGUGGAAACCAGAGGAAGAUCACUUUGUGUUUGACUUAAAUGGACUUUUAGACAUUUUGAAGGACAAGCAAAACACAAAGAGAAGCGUGCUGCAAACGUCAGCUCGUAUUUUUGACCCUAUUGGCUUCCUCACUCCGUUCACCAUUAGGGUGAAGCACCUCUUCCAGCGACUGUGGGAGAGGGGAAUUGGUUGGGAUGACCAGUUACCCCCAGACUUGGCAAAGGAAUGGAACCGGUGGUGUUCAGAACUGCCACAGCUCCACCUUGUGGCGAUUCCCAGGUGGUAUCACAUUGAAAUCCAACCAAACAUGCAGUCACUGGAACUACAUGUCUACUGUGAUGCUAGUGAAAAGGCAUUCAGUGCUGUUGCAUACAUGCAAGGAAAGAACCAGGAUGGGGAAAUUGUGACAAGCCUUGUAGCAUCAAAGUCGAGAGUUGCCCCUCUAAAGAAACUAACUUUACCACGCUUAGAGCUGAUGGGAGCCUUGAUCGGAGCCAGAUUGGGAAACAAUCUGCUUAAGUCCCUGAAGAUGGAAAAGAAUCAGCUCAGGAUGUGGACAGACUCGAUGAUCGCCUUGCACUGGAUACGCAGCACAGCACACAAAUGGAAGCCCUUUGUGGAAAACAGAGUGACUGAAAUUCAAAAUUUGACGAACCCAGAAUCAUGGUCACACAUCAGUGGCAAAAGGAACCCUGCUGAUCUACCCACCAGAGGCCAGAAUGUGGACAAUCUCAUCCAGAGUCAGCUGUGGUGGAACGGGCCUGCUACGUCACUGACAGCUGAACCAACAGACACAAUUGAGACUGAGGAGGACUGUACUGCUGAGGAGGCAAAUGCUGAGCUUAGGACUAAGUUCAUGGUAGCAGUACAAUUUACUAGCACUGAUCCAGCUGAACCAUUGUUAGACCUUGAUAAGUACAGUAGACUGAGAACAGUGUUCAGAUUAACUGCGUGGGUGAAGAGGUUUGUGAACAAUGCCCGCUCAAGCCAAAGGACCCAUGGAGAGCUCACUGCAGAGGAGCUCACUGCAGCUGAAAUGUACUGGAUAAAGGUGACACAAGAGCAAGGUUUCAGCCAAGAAUUAAAUCUACUGAAAUCAGGACAAGAACUUGACAAGGAUUCAAAAAUCAAGGACUUGAAACCAUUCCUUGAUGAGAACAGCCUUAUCAGUGUGGGAGGAAGGCUGCAACAGUCGGAGUUCAGUUUCAGAGAACAGCACCCAUGGGUGCUCCCCCCAAAACACAGAUACACUGAGCUCUUACUUCAAAACUACCAUGAAAAGGUGAUGCAUUCUGGGAUCAGGGAUACUCUAGUGCAGAUAAGGGAGAGCUACUGGAUAUUGAGAAGCAGACAGCUGGUUAAGCAGAUUGUGGCACGCUGUCACAUCUGUAAGAGACUAAAGGUGAAACCAGCUCAGCAGGUUACUGCUCCUUUACCAAGAGACAGGAUUACAGAGUCCCCACCCUUUGAAGUCAUGGGCAUUGAUUUCGCUGGCCCGCUGUACGUCAAGUCAAACAGCCAGACAAAGAAGGCAUACAUUGCACUGUUCACAUGCGCUGUCACUAGAGCAGUGCAUUUAGAGCUUGUAUCAGACAUGUCCACAGAGAACUUUCUCUUAGCCUUGAAGAGAUGCAUUGCGAGACGUGGGCUAUGUAAGGUCAUUUAUUCUGACAAUGCCAAGACCUUUAAGAGAGCAGACCAAGAUCUGAAGGAGCUAUGGAAAUCAUUCAAGGAACCGGAGCUCACUGCAUUCUUCACCGAAAAGGGCAUCUCGUGGAGGUUUAUUGCUGAGAGAGCAGCUUGGUGGGGCGGCUUCUGGGAAAGACUCGUGAGGUCAGUGAAGACAUGCCUAAAAACAGUCCUAGGGAGGGCCUCACUGAACUUCGAGGAGUUAACCACCACUCUCACAGAGGCAGAGGCUGUGCUGAAUUCUAGGCCACUCUCAUAUGUGCACAACGAUGCAGAUGAGCCCACACCCCUGACACCCGCUCAUUUUCUGGUCGGCAAAAGACUGACUUCCCUGCCACCAAAAACUAUGAUUCCAGAAAUUCAGUCAGCCAAUCUAAGCAGAGAGAACAUGGGACGCAGAUGGAAGUACCGCCAGAGACUCCUAAACACCUUCUGGACCCGCUGGCGCAAGGACUAUCUACUGGAUCUGAAAUCAGCACAUAAGUGUGACACAUCCAGACCCACUGAGCUCAAAGUGGGAGACGUCGUGCUGAUUGGAGAGGACAAAAUGCCUCGACAAAUCUGGAAGACAGGCAGGAUUGAAGAGCUGUUUCCAGGGCGAGAUGGACUGCCACGCUCAUGCACAGUUCGUACCCCUACAGGGACACUACUGAGAAGACCUGUGCAACUGAUCUAUCCUUUGGAAAUAACUUGAUUUAGGCAUAGAUUAGUAUUCAUGAACAUUGUUCAUGGGGCGGGAGAAUGUUGUGAUUUGUUGCAUGUUGUGAUUUAUGUUUAUUAAAAGGUAGUACUUUACAUAAGUAUUAAAUAGUUAAAAGAAGAUUGCACCGUUUAGAGUUAAAAACAUAUGGAGAAACAUAAUUGUUUACUGCAUGUUUUUGUAUUGAUAUGCACUAUUUGAGUUUAUUUUGGAAAGACUAUACGCUGCUUUUAUUUUGAAGGAGUCACCAGGAAGUUCUAGUCAGUCUGUGUGAAGUUGAUAGAAAGAAAAAUAUAUUCGGAGAAGCCGCUAGCGACAUGUGAUUAGCUGACACGCUGUGAGACCAAGCCACCCUUAUUUUGUAUUGCUAUUUUUCACCACGUUUGUAUCUUUUAAAAACUGAAAAGGUCAGUAAACUUUGGUUAACGUUAUUUGGAGUCUCAUUUCACCAUUUUUGAGAACUUUCCAAUACAUCCGCAGGCCACACGGCUCAUUAUGUUUAAUAAAACUAAGCAUCUAUAGUUUCACAUACUUGUUUCUGAGUGCACUUGAAGUGAACUAAUCAAACCUAAAGCGCUGUUUUCUAAGAGCAAAGUUCCACAGAGUAAUAGGGAUUAAAGCCAGGAAACUGCAAACGCAAUCCGACAGCAAACCAGGUAUAAGCUAAUGCAGCUAAAUGCGACGGAAAAGUUCCUCUAAAAGCACUGAAGGAACCUGCUGAAGGCAGUGAUGUUUAAGUUCUGUCUAAUGCAUAUCUUAUUCCUCAGUGAGCUUGACUUAAAACACUCAAAUGUAGGGCCCGCACCUUGAUGCCUGGCUGAGAGCGACACGAUAAUUGACCCAGCUUAAUAUCGCUGAGGUGUUUGUACGAGAGCCGAGCGAGGGCCUUCAUUAGGGCCGUGCUAGCAGAGGGCCUAAGUGUCUCGCUCUCUUCUUCCCUCUCAGCUGCAUUCAGGUCCAAUGAUGAAUGGCUGCAGAGAUGGACUGCUGCCGAGGGAGAGUGCCUGACGGGGCCCAGGCAAAGUCUUGGAUGAUGAAUAAUGACUCUGUAGCCGUUUUCCCUGCAGGAAGCACCUCAGACUCUGGUCCGUUCCUCUACAAAGGGAAAUCCGGUUGACGGGCUCUCCUUAAGCAGAGACCGAGCCUCAUCACGGUUAGGUGUGGCUGGGGAUCGCUGA
This is a messenger RNA of Xyrichtys novacula (pearly razorfish), 6479 nucleotides long. NCBI's taxonomy places the organism in Eukaryota, Metazoa, Chordata, Actinopteri, Labriformes, Labridae. The record is from the annotation of a GenBank genome assembly.